Messenger RNA from Melitaea cinxia (Glanville fritillary), 1702 nucleotides. RefSeq lists its product as uncharacterized. NCBI's taxonomy places the organism in Eukaryota, Metazoa, Arthropoda, Insecta, Lepidoptera, Nymphalidae. The coding region runs from base 7 to 1638 and encodes 543 amino acids. The transcript is spliced from 12 exons. Gene Ontology annotation, biological process: removal of superoxide radicals. Gene Ontology annotation, molecular function: copper ion binding. The record is from RefSeq and is a predicted model, not a curated record.
GAUCAUAUGCGCAUAGCGGAGCAAAUAAUGAAGACAGUUGACAGCAUGAUAGACCCUUGUGCAUCUGUGGAACAACAAUUGGCACAAAUGCGUGCCCAACUUGAAGCCCUGUCGCAUUUGCCGAUGGUAAUACAACAAAAAGUAGAUGCAGUUAACAGGCAGAUAAACCAUAUUAGAGAAAUGAGCUUCAAAGAAGUACGACAAGAAAAAUAUCUUGAGAUUGAAAAACCUGGUCAAGAAAGAAUAGUUCAAUUUGAAAGACAUCCAGAAGAUUCGAGACAUUCCGUUGAAAUAACAGAGCUUGAACCGGAUAAUGAUGUGGAAGGAGAGAAGGAGAAAAAUCUAGAAAUAAGAGUGACGAAGCCGAGUUUGACAGAAGAAGAAUUGCAGUUACAACAGGAAGAUAUAAAGAAAAUGUUAGAGUGUAAAAUGAAAAAGAAUACGCAUAAAGAGGAAACAAUCCACCAGAUCCAAUUAGAAAAUCAACCCCAAUUAACUCAACGUGUGAAACCAACCCCUGCAUUCGGACCGGCUCCUCAGGAGAGAUCUCUCGUCCUCCCUGGUGGGAGGAGGUGGAAAAAGUCAAUGGAGUACAACGAAGAACUUAUCCAGGAAACACUGACAGCUCAGGCAGAAGUCAUUAAGGGGAAUGCUAUUGGAGUCAAUUUUAUGAAAUACGAAAAACCACUGCCCGCACUUGACCAUUUGCAGCGUUCUGAAGUCUUCAAAGCAAUUCACAAUAUGGACGAAGCGCCGACGAAGAAAGUUGAAAUGCUUAGACCUGCCUUCGCAGAGGCCGAUUAUAGAGAGCUGGAAGUGUUGGUGGACUUUGGUGCAAAUCCUGAUCAAAAAAUGAUAGACAAAACGCUGAAUCACUUAAAAGGCCAAGACGGUGUAAAAGAGGCUUUAUUCAAAGAUGGCGCUGUAGUUAUAGAGACAACGCUACCCAGUUCCCUUAUACUAGAUAUUGUGACGAAAUCAUCUGGAAAACGAGCCGUUUUACAAGGAUUCGGAGAGACUCAAUCAGCGGUUGCCAUGAUAUCGAGCCAGAAUUGCUGUAAGAAUCAAGUUCUGGGCGUAAUCAGAUUCCAGCAGAGUGAAGGGGGUCCGCUGAUAGCCGAUGGCAGUGUGGACGGUCUGGCACCAGGUGAACAUGGCAUUCACGUUCACGAUACUGGAGAUAUAAGCUUGGGUUGUAACUCAAUCGGUGACCACUAUAACCCCCAGCAAUCCCCACACGGAGGGCCCUCGGACCCCCCCGAUAAGAGACACGCGGGGGACCUGGGUAAUAUCACCGCAGAUGAAAAUGGAAGGGCAACGUUCAGGAUUUUGGAUAGUGUAUUAAAUAUCUACGACAUCGUGGGCAGGUCGGUAGCGAUAAAAGAGGGUUCUGACGAUUUCGGUAGAGGUUCGAGUCCCGCUUCAAAAGUUGAUGGGAACGCGGGCUCGUCCAUAGCCUGCGGUAUAAUAGCAAGAUCAGCCGGUAUCUUCCAAAAUCCUAAAAGAAUAUGCGCGUGCGACGGUGUAGUUGUAUGGGAUGAAAAGGAUAGGCCAUUGGCGGGAAAAGGAAGGAGGGAUAAGUGUUGCCAUAGCAAGAAUGAUAAUCAGGAACAAGUUAAAAUGUGCUGCAAGGUUUAAAUAAAAGUGUAUUUUUUUUUUAAAUUUGCUUCUGUAAAUAAAUUAUUUACAAUACGGUGUUUAA